AUGUACUUCAAGUCGCUGGCCGCUUUCUUGCCCGCCGUUGCGGUUGCACUCCCAACGACAACCCCAAUAGUCCACCGUGUCGCUAAAGCAAUCGUUGCACGCGCACCACCGGAGGCAAAUGUGGUUCUGAAAUCCGUCACCGCGAGUGGAACAGGUUGUUCGGGGAAUUCAGCGUCUUUCGUUCUCGGUAUUGGCGACGGAGCUACAGUGGGAUUCGACAAUAUGAUCGUGGAUAGCACCCAAAUCGACAAGACAAAACGUUGCGUGAUUACGCUCGAUCUACAGCUGGACUCGAAGUGGAAGUACACCAUAAACAAAGCAACGAAUGUUCGGGGCUACGUGGAGAACGAUGGUGGAACUUACAAGGUGGCGUAUACUGUGGGCGGUAAGACGUCCGAUGUGAGCAAUAGCAUUCCGUCGAACCCAUCCGGAGGCAACUGGGUCGACACAUCUACAUCUCCAGGCAUAACGUCAGCCUACGGAGGUGGGGUAGCCAACAUCGACAUUUUGUUGAGGCUUUUACCUGCUGGAACACAAGUUGCAACCGCCACGAUCGAUUCAUUGGACAUACAGUUCGAGUACUCGAAGUAG
Molecule: messenger RNA, 591 nt
Organism: Paraphaeosphaeria sporulosa
Lineage: Eukaryota; Fungi; Ascomycota; Dothideomycetes; Pleosporales; Didymosphaeriaceae
Exons: 2
Coding region: 1-591 (196 amino acids)
Source: RefSeq, a predicted model, not a curated record